This is a messenger RNA of Molossus molossus (Pallas's mastiff bat), 5918 nucleotides long. RefSeq names its product structural maintenance of chromosomes 1A (gene SMC1A). The transcript is spliced from 25 exons. The record is from RefSeq and is a predicted model, not a curated record. The coding region runs from base 93 to 3794 and encodes 1233 amino acids. Gene Ontology annotation, biological process: sister chromatid cohesion. Lineage: Eukaryota; Metazoa; Chordata; Mammalia; Chiroptera; Molossidae. Gene Ontology annotation, molecular function: ATP hydrolysis activity; protein binding; DNA binding. Gene Ontology annotation, cellular component: chromosome; cohesin complex; nucleus.
CCCGGCCUGCACUGCGGUGUUUCCCGCGCAGGGUACUCCAGUUCCCGGCGUCCGGCGCGGCGAUUCGUACCGCAGCCGGCGCCCCCGCCGUCAUGGGUUUCCUGAAAUUGAUUGAGAUCGAGAACUUUAAGUCUUACAAGGGUCGACAGAUUAUCGGACCAUUUCAGAGGUUCACCGCCAUCAUUGGACCCAAUGGCUCUGGUAAGUCAAAUCUCAUGGAUGCGAUCAGCUUUGUAUUGGGCGAAAAAACCAGCAACCUGCGAGUAAAGACCCUGAGAGAUCUGAUCCAUGGAGCUCCUGUGGGCAAACCAGCUGCCAACCGGGCCUUUGUCAGCAUGGUCUACUCUGAGGAUGGUGCUGAGGACCGCACCUUUGCCCGUGUUAUUGUUGGAGGUUCCUCUGAAUACAAGAUCAACAACAAAGUGGUCCAGCUACAUGAGUACAGUGAGGAAUUAGAGAAGUUGGGCAUUCUCAUCAAAGCUCGUAACUUCCUCGUCUUCCAGGGUGCUGUGGAGUCUAUUGCCAUGAAGAACCCCAAAGAGAGGACAGCUCUAUUUGAAGAGAUUAGUCGUUCUGGAGAGCUGGCCCAGGAGUAUGACAAGCGAAAGAAGGAGAUGGUGAAAGCUGAAGAGGACACACAAUUUAAUUACCAUCGAAAGAAAAACAUCGCGGCAGAACGCAAGGAGGCCAAACAGGAGAAAGAAGAGGCCGACCGCUACCAGCGCCUGAAGGAUGAGGUGGUGCGAGCUCAGGUGCAGCUGCAGCUCUUUAAGCUUUAUCAUAAUGAAGUGGAAAUUGAGAAGCUCAAUAAGGAACUGGCCUCUAAGAAUAAGGAGAUCGAGAAGGACAAGAAGCGGAUGGACAAGGUAGAGGAUGAGCUGAAGGAGAAGAAGAAGGAGCUGGGCAAAAUGAUGCGGGAGCAGCAGCAGAUUGAGAAGGAGAUCAAGGAAAAGGAUUCAGAAUUGAACCAGAAGCGGCCUCAGUAUAUCAAAGCUAAAGAGAAUACCUCCCACAAAAUCAAGAAGCUGGAAGCAGCCAAGAAGUCCCUACAGAAUGCUCAGAAGCAUUACAAAAAACGGAAAGGUGACAUGGAUGAGCUGGAAAAGGAGAUGUUGUCGGUGGAGAAAGCCCGGCAGGAGUUUGAGGAACGGAUGGAAGAGGAGAGUCAGAGUCAGGGCAGAGACUUGACCCUGGAGGAGAAUCAGGUGAAGAAAUACCACCGGUUGAAAGAAGAAGCCAGCAAGAGAGCAGCUACCCUGGCCCAGGAGCUGGAGAAAUUCAAUCGAGACCAGAAAGCUGACCAGGACCGGCUGGAUCUGGAAGAACGGAAGAAAGUAGAGACAGAGGCCAAGAUCAAGCAAAAGCUGCGGGAGAUUGAAGAGAAUCAGAAGCGGAUUGAGAAACUGGAGGAAUACAUCACGACUAGCAAGCAAUCUCUAGAGGAGCAGAAGAAGCUAGAAGGGGAGCUGACAGAGGAGGUGGAGAUGGCCAAGCGGCGUAUUGAUGAGAUCAAUAAGGAGCUGAACCAAGUGAUGGAGCAGCUGGGGGAUGCCCGCAUCGACCGCCAGGAGAGCAGCCGCCAACAGCGAAAGGCAGAGAUUAUGGAAAGCAUCAAACGCUUGUAUCCCGGCUCUGUGUACGGCCGCCUCAUUGACCUCUGCCAGCCCACACAAAAGAAGUAUCAGAUUGCUGUAACCAAGGUUUUGGGUAAGAACAUGGAUGCCAUUAUCGUGGACUCCGAGAAGACAGGCCGGGACUGCAUUCAGUAUAUCAAGGAGCAGCGUGGGGAGCCUGAGACCUUCUUACCUCUUGACUACCUGGAGGUGAAACCUACAGAUGAGAAACUCCGGGAGCUGAAGGGGGCCAAGUUGGUAAUUGAUGUCAUUCGCUAUGAGCCACCUCACAUCAAAAAGGCCCUGCAGUACGCUUGUGGCAAUGCCCUUGUCUGUGACAACGUGGAGGAUGCCCGCCGCAUUGCUUUUGGAGGCCACCAGCGCCACAAGACAGUGGCACUGGAUGGGACCCUGUUCCAGAAGUCAGGAGUGAUCUCUGGUGGGGCCAGUGACCUGAAGGCCAAGGCGCGGCGCUGGGAUGAGAAAGCGGUUGACAAGUUGAAAGAGAAGAAGGAGCGGUUGACAGAGGAGCUAAAAGAACAGAUGAAGGCAAAGCGGAAAGAGGCAGAGCUACGCCAGGUGCAGUCUCAGGCCCACGGACUGCAGAUGCGGCUCAAGUACUCUCAGAGUGACCUGGAACAGACCAAGACACGGCAUCUAGCCCUGAAUCUGCAGGAAAAGUCCAAGUUGGAGAGCGAACUGGCCAACUUUGGGCCUCGCAUCAAUGAUAUCAAGAGGAUUAUUCAGAGUCGAGAGAGAGAAAUGAAAGACUUGAAGGAGAAGAUGAACCAGGUAGAGGACGAGGUGUUUGAAGAGUUUUGUCGGGAGAUUGGUGUGCGUAACAUUCGGGAGUUUGAGGAAGAGAAAGUGAAGAGGCAGAAUGAAAUCGCCAAGAAGCGUUUGGAGUUUGAGAAUCAGAAGACUCGCUUGGGCAUCCAGUUGGAUUUUGAAAAGAACCAACUGAAGGAGGACCAGGAUAAAGUACACAUGUGGGAGCAAACAGUGAAAAAGGAUGAGAAUGAGAUAGAAAAGCUCAAGAAGGAGGAGCAAAGACACAUGAAGAUCAUAGAUGAGACCAUGGCCCAGCUACAAGAUCUGAAGAAUCAGCAUCUAGCCAAGAAGUCAGAGGUGAAUGAUAAGAAUCACGAGAUGGAGGAGAUUCGUAAAAAACUGGGGGGCGCUAACAAGGAAAUGACCCAUUUACAGAAGGAGGUGACAGCCAUUGAGACCAAGCUUGAACAGAAGCGCAGUGACCGCCACAACCUGCUACAGGCCUGUAAGAUGCAAGACAUUAAGUUGCCACUGUCUAGGGGCACCAUGGACGAUAUUAGUCAGGAAGAGGGUAGCUCCCAGGGGGAGGAUUCAGUGAGUGGUUCUCAGCGAACUUCUAGCAUCUAUGCACGAGAGGCCCUCAUCGAGAUUGACUACGGUGACCUAUGUGAGGAUCUGAAGGAUGCCCAGGCUGAGGAGGAGAUCAAGCAGGAGAUGAACACACUGCAGCAGAAGCUAAAUGAGCAGCAGAGUGUGCUACAGCGGAUCGCUGCCCCCAACAUGAAGGCCAUGGAAAAGCUGGAAAGUGUCCGAGACAAGUUCCAGGAGACCUCAGAUGAGUUUGAGGCAGCCCGAAAGCGAGCCAAGAAGGCCAAGCAGGCAUUUGAACAGAUCAAGAAGGAGCGCUUUGACCGCUUCAAUGCUUGUUUUGAAUCUGUGGCCACCAACAUUGAUGAGAUCUACAAGGCCCUGUCCCGCAACAGCAGUGCCCAGGCAUUCCUGGGCCCUGAGAACCCGGAGGAGCCCUAUUUGGACGGCAUCAACUACAACUGUGUGGCCCCUGGCAAACGCUUCCGGCCUAUGGAUAACUUGUCAGGAGGGGAGAAAACAGUGGCAGCUCUGGCCCUGCUCUUUGCCAUUCAUAGCUACAAGCCAGCCCCUUUCUUCGUCCUGGAUGAGAUUGAUGCUGCCCUGGAUAACACCAACAUUGGCAAGGUGGCCAAUUACAUCAAGGAGCAGUCGACUUGCAACUUCCAGGCCAUCGUCAUCUCUCUCAAGGAGGAGUUCUACACCAAGGCCGAGAGCCUCAUUGGAGUCUACCCUGAGCAAGGGGACUGUGUGAUCAGCAAAGUCCUGACCUUUGACCUCACCAAGUACCCAGAUGCCAACCCCAAUCCCAAUGAGCAGUAGCAGUCGUUCUGCCCUCCUGUCCUGUCUGGAUCCCUAAGCUGCCCAUCUGCCAAUCUCUGGAUAUGGGACUCCCAACCUUCCCCCGCCUCCUGUCCUGUUUGCUAUAGUCAUGGGAUUUAGGCACUGCCAUCGAGCACAAAGAGGAACAGAGGUGAUGUUAGGUCUGGAGCAGAAACUCCGGAGCUACAGGGAGCAACCUGGCCUCUGAAAGGAGGUGCUGAGCUGAACAGGGCAUCUGUCUAUCCCCCGCUCACCCUGUCCCAAACCUCCCUUUCUGUCACCCAUAAUCAUGAGUCUAUGGGACCCCUUACAGUUUGCUUAUGUGUGAGUGUGUAUGUGUGUGUCUGUAUGUGCGCACGUGGGUGUGGUUGCAAAAUAAUGAAGAUAUUGGAAACUAAUUUUAGAAGGAACCUAGGUUGAAUUUGACCCGGGAGAGCUUAGUAUGACCGCACCCCAGAAUAGGGCAAAAGUAUUUAGGACCUCAUAGGAAGAAGUCAGGCAGUGACAGGAAACUGCCUGCAUUCACUCAUUUUUUUCAUUUAUUCAUGUAUUUGUCAAACAUACUGAACACUCUAUUUGUCAGGCUCUCUGAUAGGAAUGCAGAGCUGAAUCAGGCAUGACCCCUCCUAAGGAGAUGCAGUGGGUUCAUGAGUUCCUGUGGUUAGCUGAAUCAUGUCCAGGCACUUGGAAUUGGAGAAGACGACGAUCACCUCCAGGCUUCCUGGAGAAGGUCACAUUUGAGCUAGACCUUGAUAAAUCGGUGGGAUUUGUUCAGGCACUAGGAGUAAAGCCCGGGCACUAGGAGCAAAGCCCAGGCUCUGGGGACAGACAGUUGCAGGUUCUAGUCCCUUUUUUUUUAAUCACUCGUUUGACAUUGGGCAAGUCAUUUGACCUUUCUGUGCCUCAGCUUCCUUAUGUAUUAAAUAGGGCUAACAAUAUUACCUACCUCACAUAGGAGUUAAUGAUGUCAAGCUUCUCCCUGGAGGCCUUAUCCCUGCUUGGAGCCCACUAGGUGCUGAACCCUCAGAAUGCAGCCGUUGUGCCUGGAUCCCUGAGGGCUUCUAUCCCAGUUGUUAGGAAAAGAAGGAGUCUCCAAAUCUGGGAGGUGCUGAGUGCCCUGGUUACUAGGAAAGUUCCAGGGCAUUGAUGGGGUUUACCUGGUAAGUGGAGGGCCUAAGGAAAUCUGUAGCUUCAAUCAUGUAUAAUCAAUCACUGGGUGCCUGGGCCCCAACCUGAAUUGUGAGGAAAUAAGGGAGAGGUAGCCUGGGCCACACCCUAGCCAAACACAGGUGAUGUUUGUUUUGGGAACUAAUUACGUUAGCUGCACGGGCUGCAGAGGCAGCAUUGCCUGCUGCCCUGAGGUCAAUCUUUGCUUGUUCACACACACACACCGUCAGACCAUCACUCUGUCCCACUGUAUACUGCAUUUUUGUUUUUGGAAAGUUAAGUCAGUUCUAAUUACUCGAGUAAUACAUGAAUCCAUCCUUUAUAAGAAAUUAGAUUAUUACAAAUAAAGCUAGCCUCAUUUUUCCUCCCUCCCUUAACUGCUGUUCUGUUUGUUGUGCACCUAUUUAUCUUGACUUUGUUUUGAGACUUUGACAUACAUUAUAAUUGGAAAUAUUGUGUUUAAUGCGGACGGUAUAUGGACACGUUCUGCAAUUUGCUUUCUUGGCUUAAUGUUUCUGAGAUCUAUGCAUGUUGCUAAUAGAUUCAGGUCAUCCUUUGUAAUUGCUGUAGAUUGCCAUCAUAUGACUCUCACAUUUUACCCAUCUCUCUUGUGACAGUAAGACUAUUCUCUGGUUUUUUGAUAUUACAAAGUACUACAUAGGAGCAUGGCGUGUGUGUGUGUGUGUGUGUGUGUGUGUGUGUGUGUGUGUGUAAAUUUACCUAUGAUUGAUUCCUAGAAGUUGAAUUAAAAAUCAUAGGCUAUUUAUAUUUUUGUUUUUAAUAGAUAAUUCCAAAUUGCCCUCUUGUACUACUCACUCAAUAUUCUUUUUGAGUUUGUCUUAGGUUUAACAUCAUUAUCUACUUCAAUUUCAUCUUAAAUAGUGAUAUUGUGAAACCAUGGGUUUUAUGUGCUAUGAUAUUGUUUUUUAAUGCAUAAUAAAAGAUAACUAUCGAAAC